Messenger RNA from Cantharellus anzutake, 387 nucleotides. RefSeq lists its product as uncharacterized. The record is from RefSeq and is a predicted model, not a curated record. The transcript is spliced from 2 exons. Bases 1 to 387 code for a protein of 128 amino acids. NCBI's taxonomy places the organism in Eukaryota, Fungi, Basidiomycota, Agaricomycetes, Cantharellales, Hydnaceae.
AUGUCAAUUUGUAUUCGCACCAUCUCUUAUUCAUCGCUCAGAAGGCAACCGCCAUUUAGCGGAGGCGAUACCCAACCAGCGGCACAAGCUCCAAUGAGUCAGCCACCAGUUCAAAGGGUGGUGGGGUCCUUAUCCCUUCCAACCCACGUGGCAGAUGCUUCAUUGAGGAACUUAAUGACUGCUCACAUUAUUCAAUUGGAGGCCCGAAUCCGCGAGCAUGAAGCUGCUGCACAACUCUCCUCCAUUGAGUUGGACGCUUUUGAGUCCGAGGUCAAUGAAUUACAUGUGCAGAACCAGGAGCUACGAGCAAUGAACGAGGAGCUACAAAGAAAACUGGAUCGUACCCUCACCACUUUACGUGGUGUCAUUGAGACGCUUGCCUUGUAA